Anguilla anguilla (European eel) is the source of this 1708-nucleotide messenger RNA. RefSeq names its product ribonuclease P/MRP 38 subunit (gene rpp38). Gene Ontology annotation, cellular component: nucleolar ribonuclease P complex; fibrillar center; ribonuclease MRP complex. The transcript has 2 exons. The coding region runs from base 58 to 906 and encodes 282 amino acids. The record is from RefSeq and is a predicted model, not a curated record. Gene Ontology annotation, biological process: tRNA 5'-leader removal. NCBI's taxonomy places the organism in Eukaryota, Metazoa, Chordata, Actinopteri, Anguilliformes, Anguillidae. Gene Ontology annotation, molecular function: ribonuclease P activity; ribonuclease P RNA binding.
AUUUCGCCUUGCUGCUAUCGAUUCUGCAGUCAAAAAUCUGAUCGCUCUCUGUGAAGUAUGGCCUCCUCAGGCAAAGGAGGAAAGAAAGAGAAAAAACGGCCAAUACCGGUGAAAACAUCCCUGAACUCUCCUUAUAGUCUCCAAUGGAGCCCCCUGGAGAGGGAAGACAUGCAUUUCAUCCUCAAUCUCCUGAAGGAAAAAAUGGCAGAGGUUGGCCUUCAGAAAAGAGAGGGGGUGAAGAAGAAUCGAAAGUGGGGCAAAAAGAGAGAGCAGCCAGCACAAGAGAGUCUAGUGGAUGAACAUCAUGAAAAGGAGGACAUUCAAGGAGGCCUACCCCAAGAGGGGAUACAUGAUGGGUGGACUGACUUGGCUGCCAGGAAACAGCUAGCGAUCGGGAUCAACGAAGUCACCAGAGCGCUGGAGAGAAACGAACUCUGCCUUGUACUGGUGUGCAAGUCGGUCAAACCCUGGCAUAUGACCAAUCACCUGAUCACUCUUAGCAAGACCCGGGCAGUGCCGGCAUGUCAGGUACCUCGACUCAGCGAGAACAUGGCACCUGUGCUUGGCCUCAAGUGCGUUUUGGCGCUGGGCUUCAAGCGGAACACGGAGUUAUUCUCCCAGACUGUCAGCGCCAUUAUUCCAAAAGUGCCCCCGUUCCAGGUGCCCUGGAUGCCAGUCAAGACAAAAACACAGGAGAGUACAAAGGAUCAACCAGUCAGUGGCGGGCAAAAAGAUGAAUUGGAGAACGGAAAUGAAAACAGGGGUCAGAAACGGAAAAUUGAAGACACCUCUCCUGAGAUGGCUGGGUUUAAAACCCAUUCACCAGUCCUCCAGUCCCUCAAAGUUAAGAAGAUCAUUCCCAACCCUUCAAAGAUCCGCAAGCCAAAGAACAAGAAGAAAAAGUAGAGAAAUUAAAACAGGUUUUUUUAAUGUUUUCUUUUCCCAAUGACCUGCUUAAUAGUAAUCUUUCAUGUCUUUAUGGUCUACUGUAUUUUUACAUAACAAAGGCCUGAACACUUUUCAUGUUUAUAUAUAUUAUUUUUUUUUGGUCAGGCUACAAUUUAAUGUAUAAUUUGUCAAUGGCCAUAUUGGUGGACACGCUAAUUGAAGUUCCUCUGACAUUCAGAUCAGCCAACACUUUCAUACAAAUGGUAUAACUUUGGUGUAACUUGAAUUAGCAGUGAAGGAUGGUUUAAUUGAAUUUCACAUUCUCUUAAAAGUAGAUGCCCAACCCUGUUCUUGGAGAUCUACUGUCCUGUAGGUUUUCACUCCUACCCUAACAAAGCACAUCUCAUUCAACAACGAGAGAUCUAAUACAAAUUAGUAGAAUCAGCUGUGUCCAAUUAUGGUUGAAAUUAAAACCUACCGGACCGUAGAUUUCCAGGAUCAGGGUUGGGCAGCCCUGCUCUAAAAGGAUAUUCCAACACCAGUACUUCAUACCCGAAAUGGCUUCACAGUAAAAUUUGCAUAACAUUACACAGUAGCUCAAGAUAAACUAUGUGGCAGUGGCAUGAUUGUAAACAGAAAAAAAAUCUAGAAGACAACUAUAUGUUUGGAUGAGUUUAUUCAAAUAUCCAUGCUGGUAUACCUUAACAUGUAUUUAAAAUGAUCAGAUAUUUGGAUGAUAGUCAUGUUAAAUGGUGCUGGUUCUUGUUCUUCAGUUCUUUCACAACCUGCCAUGGAGUUCAAUAAAAAUAUAUUGUUUUCA